GGAAAUAGUUACGCAAAUCGGACGGUUUGCGCCGGCCAGCUGCAAUCCUGCUCCUCAGCUCACAUCUGCCAAGCAGAACCUCCCCCGCCUCGCCCUGUCCCCGCCCCCUCCGGCGGAGCGGGCCGCCGAUGGCCGCCGUCCACCUCCGCCCAUUCCACCCCCUCGCGCUCCCCGCGGCAAAAACCACCGCCAGUCCCAACCGCCUCCACCUCUCGGCGAAGGCAAGGGCGACGAGUAGAAGCGCCCGCCUCGCCUUGCUCGUGUGCUCCGCUUCCAGCCCCGCCACGCCCGCAGCCCCCUCCUCGUCCUCGUCCCCAGGGGACACGGGUGGCGCAGCGGCGGCCGCGGCCAGGUGGGCCGCGUGGAUCCCGCGCGCCGCGGUGGGCGGGGUCGGCCCGGAGAAGGUCCUCAGGCUCAUCUCCGGCGCUGCGGCCACGCCCAUCUGCCAGUUCGUCGAGUCCCCCCGCACCUUCCUCCACUCUGUCGACCCCCGCGUCAAACUGGUGUGGCUUUUGGCCCUUGUUGUCCUACCAGCCAGGUCAAAUAUCUAUAUGCGGUUUGGUUUGGUAGCAUGCCUUGCUCUUCUUUCAAUGUGGGUUCUGCCGAAUCAUGUUUGGAAGGAUCAACUUGGAAGGGUUACCCUUCUUUCAGGCAUCAUAUUCAUAAUGUUGGGAUUUGGUUCUGAUGGCGCGCCUUCGCUAGUCCAGACAAGAACUCCUCCCCCAUCUGUUCUAGGUGUGCCAAAUAUUCCUAGUUCCUUGAGUGGAUAUUCUUACACAAUCAUGAAACUAGGACCACUGCAGUUUACCAGGAAAGGCCUAUCAGUAGCGAGUACAUCGGCAUGCCUCUCCUUUGCGAUAUUCCAAAGUGCAAGUCUCUGCUUAACCACAACCACUCCUGAGCAGCUUGCUUCUGCUUUGUGGUGGUUUAUGAUUCCACUGAAGCUUAUUGGUGCGCCAGUACCCGAGAUAAUACUUACACUGCUAUUAUCUUUGAGGUUCAUUAAUCUAGUAUUUGAUGAGGUUCGCAAUUCUGCACUGGCAAUCGUAACACGUCGGAUUGAUUGGAAAAAGCUGGCCACUAUGGAAACUAUAGAUAUUUUUUUCAACUAUGUCCAGCGAAUUUUCAAAAAUAUAUUUGAUCACGCGGAGCAAAUAUCCAAGGUCACGUCCUCCCACAAGUGGUGCCUUCCUUCACCAGUACUGCCGCAAAUCGUUGCUGUGCAAUCUCCCCCUGAGGGAUAAUCUCACCCUGAUGAACUUUUACCCCAGUUAUGUAGUAAUCCUAUGCACACUUAAUAACUGUUGCUGAGACAGUAAUACCAACCACUACUCUGUUUUUAUUGCCUGUGCAUGCAUAUAUCCAUCACUAUUAGCUAGUCUAUAGUUAACAGCGGCUUUUUUAUGCGAAAAUAGUCCUGGUUGUGUUGUCUUAGGAUGGAUGUCCGAGAGGUAAACUGAAACAGGCAUGGACUUCACUGGUUGUGUAUUAGGAAUGCAUCUGGCCCAAACUGGAGUAGGAAUCACACAAGCAAAACAUGAUCAUCACAAGCUGUCUGGUAUUUAGAUGGCUUUUUGGCAGAAUUUGAUUGAGCAAUAACCGCUUAAAGAAACAAGCUGAAAGGAACAUUGAACACAGAUGCAUCCUUAAUCAAUAAUGUAGUCUCAUUGAUAUGGGUAGCUCAUAAGAAUGGUGAAAUUAGAUUACAUCAUGGGCGAUAUACUGUAUUUCAGGCGCAUAACUUCGUCUAAAUCAUCAUACUUGUAUGGAAUCUACUUAUAUGGACCCCAUAUGUAACAUGACAUUACUUUGUAACAUCACUUAUACUUGAUUUCC
Triticum aestivum (bread wheat) is the source of this 1836-nucleotide messenger RNA. Its product is annotated as protein ABCI12, chloroplastic. The record is from RefSeq and is a predicted model, not a curated record. NCBI's taxonomy places the organism in Eukaryota, Viridiplantae, Streptophyta, Magnoliopsida, Poales, Poaceae. Gene Ontology annotation, cellular component: chloroplast. The transcript has 7 exons. The coding region runs from base 129 to 1244 and encodes 371 amino acids.